AUGAGUAAACCCGAAACUACCGAACAUGCUCAUGAGAAUGGCGGUCUCUUUGAGAAUCAUUCUUCCAGUUCUUCUGUUGACCCAGAAAAGGUUUCUGUAGAAUCUGAAGAGGCAGGUAACUCUCAGGUCGGAAACUUGCUUGGAAACUAUACUGAAGAGGAAGUGAUGAACAUGGGCAGAGUGUAUGCCAAAGAAAACGAGUUGGAUGAAGAGUUAUUUGCUAAGGCUGCUGCCGUUGCAAGAGAUCCUUCUGGUUACAAUUCAAUGUCUUUCCUCAGUCAAGAGGAAAAGGAGUCCCUCUAUAUUGAAAAAGAGCAUCCUUGGAGAUUACCAAAAAAGCUAUACUGGUUGGCUUGUACUGCUUCCAUGGCUGCUUGUAUGCAAGGUAUGGAUGAAACCGUUAUUAACGGUGCUAACUUGUACUAUCCUUCUGCAUUUGGUAUUGGUGGUGAUAGUGAUAGAGAUAAAUGGCUCGUGGGUCUUGUCAACUGUGCUCCUUACUUGUGCUGUGGUUGUGUUUCUUGUUGGAUGACUGACUGGCUGAAUUCAAAGUUUUCCAGAAGGGGAACCAUAUUCAUCUGCUGUGUUAUUGGUGUUCUAUGCUGUCUUUGGUCUGCAUUGACUAACACUUGGUGGCAUUUGUUUAUUGCUAGAUUCUGUUUAGGUUUCUCUAUUGGUCCUAACACUACUACCGUUCCUGUUUAUUCUUCGGAGAGUGCACCAGCCAGAAUAAGAGGUGCCUUGGUGAUGAACUGGCAGAUUUGGACUGCCUUUGGUAUCAUGCUUGGUUACGUGUUUUCCCUUGCCUUCUACAGAAUCCCUGCUAAUGGUAUUGGUGAUGGUCUUUCCUGGAGAUUGAUGCUUGGUUCUGCUAUGCUUCCAUCUAUUGCCCUCAUGUGUCAAAUUCCAUUCUGUCCAGAGUCUCCAAGAUGGUUAAUGGGCAAGGGUAGACAUAAAGAUGCCUUUAAAUCCUUGCAAAUGCUAAGAAAUACUGAUCUACUUGCUGCAAGAGAUGCCUUCUAUGCCAACAUCCUUAUUAUGGAGGAAGGCUCAACCAAGGCCUCAUUCUUCCAUAAGAUUAAGGAAAUGUUUACUGUUAGAAGAAACAGAAAUGGUGCGUUGGGUGCUUGGAUCUGCAUGUUCAUGCAACAAUUCUGUGGUAUCAAUGUUAUCGCUUACUAUUCAUCCAGUAUUUUCCUUGAUUCUGGUUUCAGUGAGAGGGACUCGUUAAUUGCAUCUUGGGGUUUUGGUAUGCUUAACUGGGUAUUUGCUGCUCCUGCCUUUUUCAUGAUUGACAAAUUCGGAAGACGUUCUUUACUUUUAAUUGCUUUCCCAUUGAUGGCAGUCUUCCUUUUGAUGGCUGGAUUCGCCUUUUGGAUUCCGGAAACCAAUGAAAAUGCCAGGGUUGCCGUUAUUUGUUUGGGAAUCUAUCUCUUUACUAUCGUUUACUCGUCUUCUGAGGGUCCCGUUCCAUUUACGUAUUCUGCUGAAUGUGCAGCCUUGUACGUGAGAGAUGUUACUAUGUCUUUUGCAACUGCUACCUGCUGGUUCUUUAACUUUGUUUUGUCUUUGACCUGGCCUUCCCUAUUAAAGGCCUUCAAGCCUCAAGGUGCCUUUGGCUGGUACGCUGCUUGGAAUUUCAUUGGUUUCUUUUUAGUGUUAUGGUUCUUGCCUGAGACAAAGAACUUGACUUUGGAGGAACUAGAUGACGUCUUUGAUGUUCCAACAUAUAAGCAUGCUGCUUAUCAGACUAAAGCAAUAAAGAAUUCUUUCCAGAGGUACAUUCUCAGGAGGGAUGUUCCAAAACUUGCUCCGUUGUAUCAAACUCAUAGAAUGGCCGUGACCAACGAGUCAUGGGAGAACAACAAAGAGACAGUUUCUCACAUCCAGUGA
Messenger RNA from Brettanomyces nanus, 1893 nucleotides. RefSeq lists its product as uncharacterized. Gene Ontology annotation, cellular component: membrane. The transcript has a single exon. Lineage: Eukaryota; Fungi; Ascomycota; Pichiomycetes; Pichiales; Pichiaceae. The record is from RefSeq and is a predicted model, not a curated record. The coding region runs from base 1 to 1893 and encodes 630 amino acids. Gene Ontology annotation, biological process: transmembrane transport. Gene Ontology annotation, molecular function: myo-inositol:proton symporter activity.